AUGAUCUGGGCUGCGUUGCUUCUGAUAGCAGGUACUGCCCGAUGUGAUCCGAGGAUUGCGCUGCAGGUUGGAGUGGAUGGUGACAUCGGACGACCUAUGAUGCGUUCCAAGGGACAUAUGGCAUUUCGCAGCCGAAGCGAUUUCAUCGAGCAAGGACAGGGGCCAAACCAAUCUGUUCCACAGUGCCAUGAGGGGAUCCAGUCUCGGGCCGUGUGCUGUCCUUCUUCCUGCGGAACUUGCGGUGGUCCGAUCUGUGCACUGCUGCCGGGUGGAAGCGGAAGCUGCUGCUUCGUGAAUAUCCUGGCAUCGGGAAGAGAGUGUUCUGCUGGAGUUGGGGCGCCAUGCGUCGUUGGUGAUGGCUUUCAUGCAGACGACGUGUGUGAUGGCAUUCCGUCUACUCCGGUCUGCUGUCCUGCCAGUUGUGGAAGUUGCGGCGGGGAAGCCUGCAGUAAUUUCCCGGGAGGGAGUGAGAAUUGUUGUCAUCGACCAAUUGUGGGAUCUGGCCGUAAGUGCUCAGCAGACACGGCGCCGCCCUGCGCGAUGUAUGGUGAUUCUUUUCUCCAUCCACCAGCUACAGUAGCUGCAACGACUGCAACCAUGACCAGCACCAGUACAACCACCACGACUGGGACGACCACCACGAUCACAGUUACCACCACGACAAGGACAGUCACAACCAGCACUUUCACCACUACCACUAUCACAGGCACGACAACCACGACUGGAACAAGCACGGCAACUACAACUACAAUAACGCUUACAACAACGACCCAAGUCACAAGGUCGUCUACAACCACCACCGUCGUCACUCGCCCGUGGACAACGCAGGGUAAGCCUUCUGAGACAUAG
Molecule: messenger RNA, 849 nt
Organism: Symbiodinium sp. CCMP2456
Lineage: Eukaryota; Dinophyceae; Suessiales; Symbiodiniaceae
Source: the annotation of a GenBank genome assembly